AUGGAUAAGUACUCGGUUAUUUUGCCAACGUACAACGAGCGCAAAAACUUGCCAAUUAUCACAUACCUCAUUGCAAAGCACUUUGAGAAGGCUGGCUUGAACUGGGAAGUGAUCAUUGUCGACGACGCGUCUCCGGAUGGCACACAGGAUGUGGCUAAACAGUUGAUCAAUGUGUACGGUGCAGACCACAUCCAACUUAGAGCACGUGCUGGAAAGUUGGGACUGGGAACCGCAUACAUUCACGGACUGCAGUACGCCACCGGCAACUUUGUGAUCAUCAUGGACGCCGACUUCUCGCACCACCCUUCGGCCAUCCCUGAAUUCAUAAAGAAACAGAAAGAAGGAGAUUACGAUAUUGUCACGGGAACACGUUAUGCAGGCGACGGAGGCGUCUACGGUUGGGACUUGAAAAGAAAACUUAUCAGCCGUGGAGCCAACUUUCUGGCUACUGUGGUUCUUCGACCACAUGUCUCGGAUUUAACAGGUUCGUUCAGAUUAUACAAAAAGGAUGUGCUGGCUAAAAUUAUCGGCGCAACAAAGUCUAAAGGUUAUGUUUUCCAGAUGGAGAUGAUGGUGAGAGCCAGAGCAAUGGGAUUCAGCAUUGCUGAGGUGCCUAUCUCGUUCGUCGAUAGACUGUACGGAGAGUCCAAGCUUGGAGGAGAUGAGAUCAUUGGUUAUUUGAAAGGUGUGUGGAAUCUGUUCACCAGCGUUUAG
Molecule: messenger RNA, 714 nt
Organism: Ogataea angusta
Lineage: Eukaryota; Fungi; Ascomycota; Pichiomycetes; Pichiales; Pichiaceae
Exons: 1
Coding region: 1-714 (237 amino acids)
Biological process (GO): protein O-linked glycosylation via mannose; GPI anchor biosynthetic process
Cellular component (GO): endoplasmic reticulum membrane
Molecular function (GO): dolichyl-phosphate beta-D-mannosyltransferase activity
Source: RefSeq, a predicted model, not a curated record